Cannabis sativa is the source of this 1611-nucleotide messenger RNA. Its product is annotated as probable galacturonosyltransferase-like 1. The transcript has a single exon. The record is from RefSeq and is a predicted model, not a curated record. Gene Ontology annotation, molecular function: glycosyltransferase activity. The coding region runs from base 301 to 1383 and encodes 360 amino acids. NCBI's taxonomy places the organism in Eukaryota, Viridiplantae, Streptophyta, Magnoliopsida, Rosales, Cannabaceae. Gene Ontology annotation, cellular component: Golgi apparatus.
AUAUUAAACGAAUAAUGACACAAAUUAGCAUUAGGAGUUAAUUAUAUUAACAAAGAAUUAAUACAAAUGGUGACCAUUGACCUUAUUUUACAAGGUUCGUUUUAUUUUUUUACUCUCUGUUUGAACCAACGUGGAUUCAAAGCCACGAAGAAACCGUAGAAUUGUCUUCUUGGUCUCCCUUAUUAAAUUUCACACACACUCUCUCUCUCAACAAUAUAAAGUCUCAAUAAUAAAUCUCUUUUCUCUCUCAAUUCAUUUCAUUACAAACCCCAAAAACCCCCCAAAAAAAGAAAAAGAAAAAUGGGGAUUAAAUUCAAAUCUCCAAUCUCAUCACCGUCGACCCAUCUCCUCAUUUUUCUUUUAGCCGCCGCCGCCGUCGCAGCCGUAGCCGCCGCCGCUGCCCCCAAUGGCGGCGUUCUACGGUUUAAAGAAGCUCCCAAAUUCUACAACUCUCCAAAUUGUCCAAAAAAUGUCACGUGCUCCUCCUACAACGAUGUCACGUGCUCGGACAAUUCAGUACACGUGGCGAUGACCCUCGACGCAGCUUAUCUCCGGGGAUCAAUGGCUGCGAUUCUCUCCGUACUCCAACACUCUUCUUGUCCGGAAAACAUUCAAUUCCACUUCGUCACUUCUUCCUCCGCCGAUUCAGAUUCUCUCCGCUCAGCCCUCUCAGGUUCUUUCCCUUACUUGAAAUUCCAAAUCUACCCUUUCAGCGAUGACUCCGUAGUCGCCGGCCUAAUCUCCACCUCCAUUCGCUCCGCCCUCGAUUGCCCACUAAACUACGCUCGAAACUACCUCGCCGAACUCCUUCCCACCACCGUACGGCGCGUGGUUUACCUUGAUUCCGAUCUCGUCCUAGUCGACGACAUCGCCAAGCUCGCCGCCACACCUCUCGGAGACGACACCGUUUUGGCGGCGCCGGAGUACUGCAACGCGAACUUCACCUCUUACUUCACGCCUUCUUUCUGGUCAAACCCUUCUCUCUCGAUGACCUUCGCCGGUCGGGAAGCGUGUUACUUUAACACCGGAGUAAUGGUUAUGGACUUGGAGAGGUGGCGCGUGGGCGGGUACACGGCUAAGAUUAUUGAGUGGAUGGAGCUCCAGAAGAGAAUGCGGAUCUACGAGCUGGGUUCUCUUCCGCCGUUUCUUUUGGUGUUCGCCGGGAAUAUUGCUCCGGUGGAUCACAGGUGGAACCAACAUGGGCUCGGUGGUGAUAAUUUUCGUGGGCUUUGUCGUGAUCUUCAUCCGGGCCCAGUAAGCCUGCUUCAUUGGAGUGGCAAAGGAAAGCCUUGGGCCCGACUCGAUGCCAACAGGCCCUGUCCAUUGGAUGCUCUAUGGGCUCCUUAUGAUCUUUUACAAACACCUUUUGUUCUCGAGUCUUAGAUUUUUGACGGUAUUUUAUUUUUUAUAUUUUUGAAAAUUUUGAGUUUUGGUGGGAUGGAGUAUAUAUAUAUUACAAUAUAUACAUACACUUUGUGCUCAAACUUAAUUUUACAGCGUCCUUUAGUGAGAUGGAAAAAAAAAUCCAAAAAAGAAAAAAAAAAGUGUACAUUAUAUAGCCAUUAAUAGACUUUAUCAUUACAAUAAUAUAUAUGAUCCUUUUCAAUUUUA